Elaeis guineensis (African oil palm) is the source of this 1054-nucleotide messenger RNA. RefSeq names its product RING-H2 finger protein ATL70. Lineage: Eukaryota; Viridiplantae; Streptophyta; Magnoliopsida; Arecales; Arecaceae. The record is from RefSeq and is a predicted model, not a curated record.
CUCUCUUAUUUCCCUUCCCUUCUGUCAAUACCGUUGACAUCCUUGUUCGUUUAUUUGAAGCCUCUUACACCAACUCCCCUCAAAACAAUACGACAACCAGGGCCCAUGCCAGGCCUACCCAACCCCAAGCUCCACCUUCCCCCACUCACUCUCCGUCUUCCCCCAAAGAUGUCCAACUUCUCCCAGCCCUCACCUAACCCGAUGAACUCGAUCAACAUCUCCGGCGAUAGCUUAGACGGAGGCUCCGGGCCCUACCACGCCGGAGAGUUCAGAUACGGUGCCGGAGUUUCCGUUGGCAUCCUCCUCCUCAUCACCAUCAUCACGGUGUCAUCCUACUACUGCAACCGAGUCAACACACCGAGACCAGCUCCGCCGGAUGACGGUGCAACGACGGCGGCGGCCGACGUGGAGGCCGGGAUCGACGAGGCCACCCUGAUGAACUAUCCCAAGGUGCUUUACUCCGAGACCAAGCUCCGAGACAAGGGGGCGACGAGUUCAUGCUGCUCGAUAUGCCUGGCGGACUACAAGGAUUCCGACGUGCUAAGGGAUCUGCCGGACUGCCGGCACGUGUUUCACGUCAAGUGCGUCGACCCAUGGCUGCGGUUGAAUCCGACGUGCCCCCUCUGCCGCACGUCGCCGCUGCCGACUCCCCUUCCGACGCCUCUGGCUGAGGUUGUUCCAUUGGCAAGGCAGUCAUGAUUUGAUAGCAUAGUAUGGAGGUUUCGUAAGUUUUCAUUUUGUUUUUAUAGUAAUUUUGGUUUUUAGGUAGGAUUCAUCACGGCAAUUUAUGUAGGUUUUGCAAAGUAGAUCAUCGCGUUUUAAUUUGUAAAGGAAGCUGGGAAGAGAAGGAGAUAAUAUGGGAUUUCAGAUUGGGAUUUGGCUCCUUGAGUUGGCAUUCCAGUGCAUAUACCAGGGGUUAGGUUCACAACAUAUUUCUGACAAAAAAGUGAGAGAGAUAUAUGGGACUUCCAGAUCCUGUCCGGUCUGUUGGAUAGCUCAAAAUAUGCAUGCGAGAAAUUAGUAUGGAUUCAUGUCCUUUGAAUACUGUUCUCCA